GACGUCACGGCCACGCCGCCGCCUGGUUGGUCCCCGCGCCGGCCGUCCCGUGGGGGGGCAGCGCGGCCGCCGCCGGAGAUCACAGCGCAGACCGGCUCCUGGCACCACUGAGCCAAACUGGAUUUCCACCGGUGACCUGGGAGCAGUGAGUCCCGUGCGGGCGCGUGCCCUCGGCCAGCAUGACCAGCGAGGUGGUGGAGAACGAGUUUGAGUUUUACUCCAAGGCGGAGAAGUACUGGAAGGACGUGCCCGCCACGGUGGAUGGCAUGCUGGGGGGCUAUGGCCACAUCUCCAGCAUCGACAUCAACAGCUCCAGGAAGUUCCUGCAGAGGUUUCUGCGGGACGGCCCCAACCGGACGGGCACAACGCGCGCUCUGGACUGCGGGGCCGGCAUUGGCCGGAUCACCAAGCGCCUGCUGCUGCCCCUCUUCAAGACAGUGGACAUGGUGGAUGUGACAGAGGACUUCCUCACCAAAGCCAAGAGCUACCUGGGCGAGGAGGGCAGGCGGGUGCGCAACUACUUCUGCUGCGGCCUCCAGGAUUUCAGCCCUGAGCCGAACUCCUAUGAUGUCAUCUGGAUCCAGUGGGUCAUCGGACAUCUCACUGACAACCACCUCUCCGACUUCCUGAAGCGCUGCCGUGCUGGCCUGCGGCCCAACGGCAUCGUGGUCAUCAAGGACAACAUGGCUCAGGAGGGGGUGAUCAUGGACGAUGUGGACAGCAGCGUCUGCCGGGACCUGGACGUGGUCCAUAAGAUCAUCCGCAGAGCUGGGCUGCACCUCCUGGCCGAGGAGCGCCAGGAGAACUUCCCUGAUGAGAUCUAUCACGUCUACACCUUUGCCAUGAGAUGAGGGCAGCGGGAGAAGGUCUCUCCCGUGUCGUGACUCCCCUUCCAGGGGCUGGUGACAAGGACGGGACUUUGUCUUCCAAGUUGCUGCUGUUUGUGAAAAGAGGUGUUUGCCAAAUACAUUUUCCUGCUGUUGCA
This is a messenger RNA of Prinia subflava (tawny-flanked prinia), 985 nucleotides long. RefSeq names its product N-terminal Xaa-Pro-Lys N-methyltransferase 1 (gene NTMT1). Gene Ontology annotation, molecular function: N-terminal protein N-methyltransferase activity. The transcript is spliced from 5 exons. Bases 180 to 851 code for a protein of 223 amino acids. Lineage: Eukaryota; Metazoa; Chordata; Aves; Passeriformes; Cisticolidae. Gene Ontology annotation, cellular component: cytoplasm. The record is from RefSeq and is a predicted model, not a curated record.